Messenger RNA from Asparagus officinalis (garden asparagus), 2549 nucleotides. RefSeq names its product zinc finger BED domain-containing protein RICESLEEPER 1-like. Bases 190 to 2274 code for a protein of 694 amino acids. The record is from RefSeq and is a predicted model, not a curated record. Gene Ontology annotation, molecular function: DNA binding; protein dimerization activity. The transcript has 4 exons. Lineage: Eukaryota; Viridiplantae; Streptophyta; Magnoliopsida; Asparagales; Asparagaceae.
GCGUUGUAGAUCUUAAAAAGAAUAAGAUAAAAGAAUCCGAAACCCCAAAACCCGUCACCGGCAGCCUCCAGAUCCGACACCGUAGCGGAUCUCUUUCGGAUCCGGAUCCGAUAACCCGAUUCCGGCCGCCGGGCCCGACGAGGAUAACCGCAGCGGGAUGCUCUGAAAGAAGAAAGGGCCCUUACUUUCAUGCACGAUUCCUCAGAAAUGGAUGGAAACAACGGCGUUGGGAUAGCUAUUGCUGCUCCUAAUCCUAGAGCCAGAAAAUUGAGGUCAGCAGUUUGGAAUGACUUCACUAAAGAAAAAAGGGAAGAUGGUGCUAUGGUAGCUACCUGUAAUCACUGCAAGCGACAAUUGACAGCAAGCAGUAGAAGCGGCACAACGCAUCUCAAGAACCACCUAGCAAUCUGUACUACUACCAAUGUCCGACGACCAGAUCGCCGGAAAAGGAGAAAACUUGUUAUACGCCGACCAGUACAGAUUGCUUAUGGGGCCCAGAAAGAUGGAGCUGCAGAACUUGAGGGCUCCCAUUUUGAUCAAGACCUAAGUCGACAGGACCUUGCUCGGAUGAUUAUUUUGCAUGAAUACCCUCUUUCAAUUGUUCAUCAUGCUGGGUUUAGAACCUUUGUAAGGAAUCUUCAACCUCAAUUCAACUUGCUUUCUCAUGAGACUAUCAAGGAUGAUUGCAUGAAGAUUUAUGAUAAUUUGAGGCUUAACUUAUAUGAAGUUCUUGACAAGCUCCCAUGUCGAGUUAGUCUCACAGCAGAUACUUGGAGAUCUGGUGUCAGUGAGGAGGAGGAAUACUUAUGCUUGACUUGCCAUUACGUUGAUAAUGACUGGAAGCUUCAGAAGAAGACUAUAAACUUCUUGCAUUUUGACGCUCCGUCCACAGGAGAAGAAAUUAGUAAAGCCAUUAUAGAGAAAUUGUAUGAGUGGAAACUGACCAAGAAGGUAGCCACCAUGAUCCUGGACAGCUGUAACCAUACUGAAGAGGUGACUGGAGAAAUGCUUAAAUUUCUCCGCCCAAAGGCAUCCCUGCUUUUAAAUGGUGAUUUAUUUCAUGUCCAUGGUUAUGCACAUGUAUUAAAUCUUGUUGUCCAAGAUGGUCUGGAGGUAGUAUGUGAGGUCGUUGAUAGAGUUAGAGAUGCCAUCAAACAUGUGAAAUCCUCUCAAGAAAGUAUAAGAAGAUUUCAGAAGUUAGCAAGGUUAGUUCAAGCCCCACAGAAACCUCUAAUUCUUGAUGUUAAGGGUAAUUGGAGUUCAACAUACUCAAUGCUUGCAACAGCAUGUGGGUUUGAGUAUGCUUUUGAGCGCUUGGCAGAGAGUGACAAAGAGUUUGCGGACUUGCUUUCAUCUAAGGAUAUGGAUGAUGUUAAAGCUGUUUGUGAGUGCAUGGAUGUGUUCUAUAGUGCUAUUGAAAAAUUUUCUGGAUCCAGAGUCCCCACUGCAAAUCUCUUCUUCAAUGAUGCAUGUGGUAUACGCUUAUUAUUGAAAGACUGGUCAGUUAACCCACUUUCAGUUGUUGCAACAAUGGCUUCAGAAAUGCUUGACAAGUUUGAGCAGUAUUGGGAUGUUACUGGAAAGGUAAUGGCAAUUGCUUCGAUUUUAGAUCCUAGAUACAAAAUGAAGUCCAUAGAGUACUUCUUCAAGCUAAUUUACGAUGGUGAAUACGAAGCCAAGACUAAAAUUGAGAACAUCCGUAAGAAUUUGACAAGUCUGUACAAUGAAUAUCUAGUUCGUUCUGCUUACACUUCGAAUAAUCAGAACCUUCUAUGCUAUGACGAGGGCAGUAGUGACCGCACAAAUGCAGCAGGUUUUAGUAUUUCUAGCUUCAAAACCUCUUCUCGUAUCACGCUGUCUGAUACACAAAGGGGACUUGAUCAGUAUCUUCAACAGACCUCGUCAAGCCAUUCAAUAAAAUCAGAUUUGGACAUGUACUUAGAGGAACCAGUUCAUCCCUCAAAAGAAGGCCUCAGUGACAGUUUUAAUGUUUUAGCUUGGUGGAAGUUCAAUGAAGCUAAAUAUCCUAUUCUUUCUCUAGUGGCCCGCGAUAUAUUGGCCAUUCCAAUAUCUGCUCAAUUAAAUGUUGAAGGUAGAUCACUCAAUCAAUAUCUUAGUUCCAUGGAUGCAAUGACUGUACAAGGUCUUUUAUGUGCUCAAGGUUGGCUAAGAGAUGAAGUUGCAGAUGUGAACAUUUGUGGGGCUGGUGACAUGGAUAGUGAUAUAUGUACAGUGGCUAUCACUGGGAAAGAGCUAUCUCCAGGACCUCAGUAGGUCACAUUGAUGAAUUACAUUGGACUAUGUUGAUAAUCUAGAGUUGGUAAUUAGGGGCUCUGUCUGAUUUGUAAAUUGUAAGUGUGUUUCCUUGAAACAACAUCCAUGUCUUUACAUGGAAAAUUGUAGACUGUACGGCAAGGUUUGCCCCGACAAAGUUAAAGGCUAUUUACUAUUUGUUUGCCUUAGAUUGACAUUCUGUUUUAAUGCAGUGGGUUAGCAACCACUAAGUAGCUUUGAUGGUUAAUAUAUAAUCACUCUAAAGAUUCUCAUCU